Messenger RNA from Zerene cesonia (dogface butterfly), 413 nucleotides. RefSeq names its product cytochrome c oxidase assembly factor 5. Bases 108 to 353 code for a protein of 81 amino acids. Gene Ontology annotation, cellular component: mitochondrion. Gene Ontology annotation, biological process: mitochondrial respiratory chain complex IV assembly. The record is from RefSeq and is a predicted model, not a curated record. The transcript is spliced from 3 exons. NCBI's taxonomy places the organism in Eukaryota, Metazoa, Arthropoda, Insecta, Lepidoptera, Pieridae.
GCUGACAUUGACAUAAAAAUAUUUCAAUAUAAAAAUUAUAUCUUCGGUCAGCUUGUAAUUUGUGAAAUAGUCAAAAUACUACAAAUUCAUAAUACACAAGCAAAAAGAUGGUUACUUUCGGUCCAGAUGAAGUGGGGUUAGUUGAUCAGUCAUCUUGUGCAGGUGUUCGUGCAGAUCUUAAAUCUUGUCUUUUGAAUAGUGAUUGUUGUAAGAAGGAAAGAAAAACACCCAGAGAAUGUUUAAAACUAGGCACAGUACCAGAUGAAUGCUUGCAAUUGCGUCAGAGUUUCUUUGAGUGUAAACGCUCAUUGCUUGAUAACAGAAGAAGAUUCAGGGGAGUUAAGGGCUAUUAGUAUAUUAUAAUUGAAGAAAUUUAGGUAAAAAUUGUUUUUAAUUACAUAAUUGUUAGCUAC